AUGGUGGAAUUUCAACAAGGAUUUAAUGGCCUAGUGAAUCAUGGAGCUACUUGUUAUAUGAACACUCUCCUUCAGGCUCUUUUCUGGACACCUGAUUUCCGGAGCAUGAUUUACAACUGGUACAGCACUUCUGAUGCCAGUGGAAAUGAUGAAAAUGAUAUUACCUACCAGCUUAACAAUUUGUUCAGAGACUUGGAGGAAGGGGAAGAACCUGCUAAUCCAAACAAAGUUAUCAAGUGCCUUGGGAUAAAUAACACCUGCAAGCAAGAAGAUGUAGCAACAUAUUUUAGCCUGCUGAUGAAGAAAAUUUCAAACAUUCAAGGACUGGGACAGAAACUUCUGCAGCUCUUCGAGUCUGAACAAGUAUGUGUAGUAAAGUGCAACGAAUGCCAGCAAGAAGACAAAAAGACAACCAAACUUCUUCAAAUCCCAGUGCCGAUUCAGUUAACUGGUUCAAAGCAUUUCAAUUCAGUGGCUGAAACGUUCCAAACAUUUAAGGCAGAAGCAUUAUGUGAUGAGAAUCAAGUCUACUGUGAUAUAUGUGAGAAGAAAUGUGAUGCAAAAAUUCAAUACUACCGCGAGUCUCCACCCGAAGUCCUGGUUCUUCAGCUGAAGAGGUUUUGUUUUGACUCGCGAAGCGAUAGUUAUGUGAAGGAUGAUGCACCCAUUUUAAUAACAAAGAAACUAGAGUUUGAAUGUGUGAGAACAUCUAUCUGCAGUUUAGCUAAAGACUUGGAAUGUAACCAGUCAAGGAUAGUCAAUAAUCUCUUGAAGCUCAAAAAUCCCCAAGACAGCGGUGAUAGCCAUACCUCCCACUCCAAUGCAUUCCGUAAUGUCAGUCUUGUCUCAUGA
Molecule: messenger RNA, 852 nt
Organism: Protopterus annectens (West African lungfish)
Lineage: Eukaryota; Metazoa; Chordata; Ceratodontiformes; Protopteridae
Product: ubiquitin carboxyl-terminal hydrolase 47-like
Exons: 8
Coding region: 1-852 (283 amino acids)
Biological process (GO): protein deubiquitination
Cellular component (GO): nucleus; cytosol
Molecular function (GO): cysteine-type deubiquitinase activity; cysteine-type endopeptidase activity
Source: RefSeq, a predicted model, not a curated record